Messenger RNA from Haliotis rubra (blacklip abalone), 3732 nucleotides. RefSeq lists its product as uncharacterized. NCBI's taxonomy places the organism in Eukaryota, Metazoa, Mollusca, Gastropoda, Lepetellida, Haliotidae. The record is from RefSeq and is a predicted model, not a curated record.
AGGACCAUAAUCAUAUCUUCAGUGUGACACCAGCUUGUGAUCAAGAUGCCAAUCACAAAGUUGCCGGUGGUCCACAAGUUUGGCAUCAUCUCUCACAGCCAGCGGGAGCUGCAGGAAAGACUCCUCAAACAGUCCUACUUGGAGAGCAUCAAGAGCAGGAAGGCCAUUGCAUCUACAAGAAACCCACUGGAAAUAUCAGACGACUUCGUGCAGCUCUACAAUGCUACAAAGAGUAUCGAUGACAAAGAGAGACUGGAUGAAACAGCCAGGAAGAUUUUGGAGAGGGCAAAGCGUCGAGCAGGAGUAAAGGACCUAGGUGCAGGUCAACAUGUUAAUCUCCCAAUGGCAUGGACAGAAAUGGCACAACUUGCACAGUGCAAGGGACGGUUUCAAGAAGAAUGCCUGGAUAUCCUGAUCACGUCUCUGGACGUGUCCCCCCUGGAGAAGUACCACAUUCCCGCCCUCUUCUUCCUGGCUGAGACCAUGCUGUACUGGCUGCGGACGGAAGCCGUACAUCAACCUUUCCUCCGCACAGCCGAAAUCAAACUUCUCCGGAUGGGUCAGCUGGUGUUUACACGUCUCUUCUAUCACCACAUGGCCGGUCAGCUCCAGGGUCACACCGACUUCAAGAACAGACUCUUCACAUAUCUGGAUGGACUACAAGACUGUCAGGAAGCCUACAGCCCAUAUCCCAAUGCCCUGUUGUCAAUCCGGUACAUCAUAGAGGUGGGAAAGAUUGUCCUGGCCGACGCCAUCAUCGAGCCAGGGGAGGUGAAGGAGGGGGAUCGGAUGCCGCCCAGACACAACAUGGAUGAACUUAACUUGGCAACACGAGAGCUGUAUGAGAAGCGUAGCCGUGACGACAGCCACUCCAUGCAUAGUGCAGCCAUCAGCAGCAGCGUGCACGACCUGAGCCCCACCCUGUGGCAUGCCCUGGACGUGUGGCGCUGCACCAACCACCUGGGCGGGGGCUUCAACGAGGCGCUGAAGGCCCUGGCUCACUGCGGGCUGGGGCUGGCUGAUGAAAGCUGGAUUGAUGGGAUGAUGGCCCUGAACAUUCUAGCUGAGGCGGCUAAGUCCAACAUGACGGCCAUGAAGGUGCUGCAUCGCCUGGCCCAGGGGCUGCGACCGUCUGAUGGAACCCAGACUCCACCCCUCAGCUCUCGAUCAGUUGGCUCAGAAAUGAUGACAAUUUCUAGUGAAGAUGAAACAAAAUCAUCCAAGUCCAAAACAAGCACCAGCUCCAAACAGUCACUAAGUGACAUCUAUGAGCGCAGUGAAGAAGGUGAGAUUGAGAAGAAACGCAGCCAUUCUGACCAAUCACCUCACAGCACUGACAAGUCACAUGACAUGCCACCAGAUCCCCAAUCAACAAGCAGUCCUGCUACGGAACACCAACCCUCGAGGCCCGCCCUGAAGAACACGGCCGACAUGCGGCUUCAGUCUCGUGAGGUGUCCUUUGAUGAUGUGGUCAUCCACCGCACUGGCCAGGUCAGGGAGGAGAAGCUGCCCACAACCAGUUUCUCGAGUGGGUCAAAACUAACCCGAGACACACUGCGCAGCAAUCAGAGCUCCAUGGCGGCUACUGCAGGAACAGGGUGGCGAAGCGGAAGUAGGGUCCAACCUGCCAAGUGCCAGGAUGUCCGAUGCAGCUCGGUACCCACGUUCACCAAUCUGGCUAUGCCGGAGAUGGCAGGCCUCCAUGGUUGGCACUGGGAGGUCGCCACGACCUACACCGACGUGUUGGCUGAUAUCUGUAUCCAUGGCGCCAGUGCUAGCAUUCAACGUAUGGCAAUGGCUGGCGUCAACAAGGACCUUUUGGAGCCAAUGAGAAGAGGGUUCACCACAGUGCCGCUGCCUAGCGCAGGUCUCAUAGACCUGGUGUACUUCAAGCCUCUGCAUGAGGUCAGGGAUGGAGGCCCAAAUGACUGGAGCUGGAGGAUUCGGUACGGUGCCAUCCAGUCCUUGGUCAAGAUUUGCAGAUGUCUGGCCAAAGACCAGAACCGAGAAGGAAUCCGGAACGCUGCGUGGAACACUCUCAUCAAGGCACACUCUCAUGAGAAGGACGAUCGAGUCUUGGAGGCUCUGAAAGUGGGACAGGUCCACACAGACAUCGAGAGCAUCCUGAGCAAGCAGCUGCACGUCCAACCCUCCUCUAUAGGGAGCCGCAUUGCCCAUGGGCUGUCUGUCGUAUACCUACCUCCUCCCCCACCCGGGGAGCAAAGGCCACUGAAAAAGUCAGCCCCCAGGAAGAAGGUUCCCCUCAGACAUGAGAUAGGGCCUAAGAUAUCAUGCCAACCUUUGAGGACCUCUCUCAAAGAGGAGAUAAUGUUGGCUACUGCCUUGUACGAGCCUGCCGUCAAAUUCAACACCCGCACCACCUUUGACCUGCGGAGGAUCGUUGAGGAUCAGUGGCGGAAGGAACUCCAGACCCAACAAGAGGAGGAGGAGGUGGAACGUCAGAGACACCUUACAGAGCAGCAGGAGUUGGCCGAGCAACACCAGCGGCAGAAAGCAGACAGGAAGUUCCAGAAGCUUCACAAACAGGACGAGGUGUCCCCAAGCUCCUCCGACACUUCCCUCGCUUCACAGACCUAGAGGAGGGGUGGUGUAUAGGACGGUGCUGAUCCUGGGGGUCAGGUCAUGUGGAAUUGGCAACUUGGGUUCAAAUGACAUCUAACUAAAGUAUUCUCUUUUCCUGAGCAGUGUCAACUCCUGGAUCAGUAGAAAGGGUUGUUAUAGCAUUCUGUGUUACAUCCUGUUCUAUAUAUUAAGAAUAGAUUGUGUGUAUAACAUGUAAUUCAGUAGAUGGUACUGAAACUGGAAACGAAAUUGUUUGUUAAUGGUUUGGGAAGAUACAUUUUCUGGUUUGACUCAGUAUUGUCUGCUAUACAUGUGUUUUAUAUUUUACAAUAUUUCACUAUUAUAAUUACAUUGUAUGUGAUCUUAAAAUGUUAAAUAAAUGCAACCAUUAAUUCAUAUAUCUUUGAGUAAGCACUAAAAUAUGUGAUUGUAAGUUGUUAUGAUAUUGAAAUUGUAUGGUUUUUUUAACGAUGAGACAUACAGAGGGUUGUUUACAGUUAAAAAGAUAUAUAAUUGCAUUAAUUAAUCAGCACAGAGGACGAUGGACAGUGUCAGAUUGUGCAGUGUUCAGUUUGGCCUGGCUCCAUUUCCACAGUGAUCUUUGUUGUAAAACGUCAGAGUUGUUAUUAAUAAUCUUCAGUUGACAGUCAUUAUGCUAAGACCACUUUGAGAAACAGGUCCCUGGUAAUUGUUGUCUGUAUUGCAGUGUUAUGUGUAUGAAGUAUAGAUGUGUUUCUGUCAUUUUGUAUUUUUAGAAUUUUUUAUCUGAAGUGGAGAACAACUUUUUAUCUUUUGGUGUACUAUUUGACUGAUUUACAUUCUAGUCAAGUGAUUAUGAAUAAUAAAUAAUUCAUGUGUAUGUAUGUAUAUAUUUAUAUCUAACCAUCUAUAUAAUUAUUCUUGUCAGUUAUGAUAGCACAAACCACCAUUCAUUUUAGCUUCUUGUACAUGAGAUCACAUGAUUUCAAAUAUGAUAGUUUCUUCCCAAUACUGAUGUCCAUUGCCAAAAUGUUUACAAAUAUAUUGUCAUAAUUUUUAUGAAACAUUUAUUGAUUUUUACUUUACGUGAUUCUCUCUGUGAUACAGUAUCUUUUAUACUGGAAGAAAGUGAAUCUUUAACCAGGUUAUAAUAAACACGUGAUACAGAAA